AUGGAAGUUUUCGAAUCGAAAAUCGAAGAGCUAGUGGAUCUCCGUGACGGAUUCUUCGAGAAAUAUCCAAAUGGUACCGAGGCUGAGAGGGUGAAGACAGUGCGGGAGAAGUCUUUACUACUUCUUGAGCAAAGUCUUGAGUUGGAAAGAUCCUCUCGAGCGCUGUACACACUUUCGAUGCUUCUGAGAGCAAAAAUGAUGAAGACUGUCGAUCCCAUUGAAAGAUCCACUCUCCAGAAGUGCUCAUCUCAAUUGGCUUUUGAAGCUGUUGAAAUGGACCCACAGUCUGGUGCUGCGCACUCUUGUUUGGGUAACUCGCUGUUCCUUGAGUUCUUCAACAACGGCCAGGUCAAUCCAGAUCUACUGGUAAGAUAG
Molecule: messenger RNA, 375 nt
Organism: Angiostrongylus costaricensis
Lineage: Eukaryota; Metazoa; Nematoda; Chromadorea; Rhabditida; Metastrongylidae
Source: the annotation of a GenBank genome assembly